AUGAAUCAGUUCACGACCGAUGAGUAUGUGUUGGCAUACCACGGUCCGUUGUUAUACGAAGCCCGCAUCCUUUUGGCCGAAAAUUGGAAUGAGAGUAAUACUCUUUUAGGUACUGUCGGUCCUCAUUAUUUUAUCCAUUACAAGGGAUGGAAGCAAACAUGGGACGAAUGGGUACCUGAACAACGUUUAUUGAAAUUGAACGACGCAGGCUUAGCGAAACGUCGUCAAUUGUUAGAGCAACAAACUAAGAAGAACCGACCCGCCACUGCAUCAACUUCUACACCCACUACUGGUAAAGGCAAAGAAAAGGGUUCUGUGAAGAAAGAAACCGGGAAGAAACGUGCACGGGAUUCUAUGGAAGCGGAUUAUCUCAAACGACCAGAAGUGAAGAUCGUCAUACCUGACCUUCUCAAACUUCAGCUAGUAGAUGAUUGGGAAAACGUGACCAAACAUAAUCAGCUGGUGUCUUUACCCAGACAACCGAAUGUGAGGGAGUUGCUAGACGAAUAUCGACAAUAUGUUUUGGCUACGAAAAAGUCGCAGGAUAGAUCUCCCCGCGCAACGGCUUUACUCUCUGAGAUCAUCUCAGGAAUCACCCUCUAUUUCGAUAAAGCCUUAGGAAAUAAUCUUUUAUAUCGUUUUGAACGUGCACAAUAUGUCGAGCAAAAAAGGGCUAAUCCUGAUAAACCGAUGAGUGAAAUAUACGGUGCUGAGCAUUUACUUCGUUUGUUUGUGAACUUUGGUCCAUUUAUCGCUUAUACAAAUAUCGAUCCUGAAUCUCUUAAUAUACUUCGAGAAUAUAUCAACGAUAUAAUGAAGUGGAUGAUCAAAGAACAAAAACGUCUCUUUGUGAAAGAAUACGAAACUACCACUAUGCAAUAUCAAAACUUGUCUAGAACAUGA
Molecule: messenger RNA, 903 nt
Organism: Tremella mesenterica DSM 1558
Lineage: Eukaryota; Fungi; Basidiomycota; Tremellomycetes; Tremellales; Tremellaceae
Exons: 8
Coding region: 1-903 (300 amino acids)
Biological process (GO): regulation of DNA-templated transcription; chromatin organization
Cellular component (GO): Rpd3S complex; NuA4 histone acetyltransferase complex; nucleus
Source: RefSeq, a predicted model, not a curated record